Messenger RNA from Acromyrmex echinatior (Panamanian leafcutter ant), 2280 nucleotides. RefSeq names its product modular serine protease-like. Gene Ontology annotation, biological process: proteolysis. Gene Ontology annotation, molecular function: protein binding; G protein-coupled receptor activity; serine-type endopeptidase activity. The record is from RefSeq and is a predicted model, not a curated record. Gene Ontology annotation, cellular component: plasma membrane. Lineage: Eukaryota; Metazoa; Arthropoda; Insecta; Hymenoptera; Formicidae.
AAGGCUAUGUAUUUUCGCUUAAGUCUGUGUCGAGAAGAGCAAUCUUAAUUUUUAGAAGUAGUGAUUACUCUUUAGGGAUGAUCGCAUUAAUUACAACGAUCCUCGGAUUUAGUAGGAUACAUAUUAUCGCAGAAGAGAAUAGCCAAGUGUAUUCAUCAUUGACAUUUAUUUGCGUGGACGGCACCGUAAUGCCAUUAACGAACGUUUGCGAUGGUAUCCCUCAUUGUCCGGACUCGUCAGACGAAGUCGGAACACUUUGCCGUCAUGUUGUGUGUCCCACUUAUAUGUACAAAUGCAAUUACGGUGCCUGCGUGAGUCGUAUUGCACGAUGCAAUGGUCUGGUAGAUUGUAUAGACGCUAGUGAUGAAAUCGCUUGUGACCGAAGCGUCGAUGAUAUUUGUUCCGACAGAGAUUUCCAAUGUUCUACUGUUUAUCAAGAGUGCAUACCUUUCGCCGAGGUGUGCAAUGGCUACAAAGAUUGUUCAGAUGGGAGCGAUGAGAAUGAGACAUUCUGUCGCGAAUAUGCAUGUCCUGAGCAUACGUUCCGUUGUUCGUAUGGAGGUUGCGUUCAUCAGGAAGUGGUUUGCGACGGCGUGAAGGAUUGCGUCGAUGGCACCGACGAAGACUCGAGCAUGUGCACGGCUGUCAAUUGUGAAGAUCACGAAUGUUCGCAAUGCCGAGAUCAAGAAUUUACAUGCGAGAAUAGACGGCAGUGUCUACCGAUGACUAAAGUGUGCGAUGGUACUCGACACUGCGCAGAUGCGUCUGAUGAAAGUGCAAAACUGUGCGAAGCACGUGAAUGUCCUGAAAAUUGGUUUCGUUGCGCUUACGGCGGAUGCAUUCGGUCGGAGUUGAAGUGUAAUUCUCAACUUAAUUGUCACGACUGGAGCGACGAGGAUGAGUCGUUAUGCGGGAUAACGUUGCCCGAAGGUGCCUGUCGAUUGCCCGCCGCAAAAGCGGGGACCCAUUACAAUGUAAGCGGAUGCUCUAGAUGUCGACCGGGAGAAGUCGUUCCCGAGCUCACUCGCCUUGACUAUGUCUGCGACGUCGAAGGCUCCUUGCAAGGUGCCAGUGAAAUUUACUGUCAAAAUAACCGAUGGUUUCCCAAUGUUCCGAGUUGUACCUUCAAAAAUGAGACGGAAGGAAUAACGUGUCCAGCGCCGUUUGGGGCGCAUCAUGCGAUUAGACAAUGUGAGGCGAUGUGGGGUCCUCACAAAGGGUGGUUGUCUUGUGACCAGGCCCUCCCAGUCGGCACGAGAGUUUUUCUUGAUUGUCCAGCAUUUUAUGAGCGUCACAAAGGAUCUUCCAGUGUCAUGUGCCUUCACGAUGGCACGUGGAGCCAAUCACUUUUGAGUUGUACUCCUGUCUGUGGGAUGAGAGACUCCACAGGUUCGACAGCGGCAGCACUAAUUGUAAAGGGUUGGAGCGUUGAAAAGGAAGAGACACUACCGUGGCAAGCCACUCUUUUCUCGCACGAGGAUGGUCAGUGGAGUUUCUUUUGCGGCGGCACGUUGAUAGCAGAACGCGUUGUGUUAACUGCAGGUCAUUGCGUUUGGAAGACUGCUGCAGAUACGAUACGUGUCGCUUUCGGGAUUCUCUCGAGUGACUUAAAUCAAAUAGGGGAAAACGCGCAAGUGAUCGACGUGGAAAGCAUCGAGUUGCAGAACGCGUAUCAAGAUCACGAAAGUAACUAUGGCUCGGAUAUCGCGUUGCUGAUUUUGAAAAAAGCUGUGAUUAUUAAUACGGUUGUUGGACCAGUUUGCAUUCCUCGGAAUUCCGAUGCGAUAUUACUAGAAUAUCAACGAAACAGUGGGUUUGGAUUAGUUGCCGGCAUGGGGUUAACGGAGAACGACACAUUUAGUUCAGUCUUGAGGGUAACUACAGUAAAAAUCAUUUCCGACGAUGAGUGUCGUAAAAACCAAAAUAGAGAUUUCCGAAAAUAUUUGACUUACACUUCCUUUUGCGCCGGAUGGGCGAAUGGUACUGGAGUAUGCAAUGGAGAUAGCGGUGGAGGUUUGGUGCUUCAGCGACCGAAUUCCAGUGUCUGGGAAAUUCACGGAGUCGUUUCUGUGAGCCCACGAAAACUGGGUACCAAUGUAUGUGAUCCGAAUUUCUAUGCUGUUUUCACAAAGGUUUCUAUGUACGUCAAUUGGAUUCAUAAAAUUAUUGAGAGCAUACCUAUAAUCGGCUUACCUGAUUUUGAUCAACAUCCAAAUAGAGAUAACAUCGUAGUUUAAGCGAUCAUAAACUAAAUUGAUUCCAAUUAUUAAUACAUAUUUA